AUGGGUGGAAUUUUCGUUGUCAAUAAUGUCGAUGAUUUUGCCACUAAUACUCUAUUAUUUUUGAGCAUUGUUGCUGUUUGUUGUAAAUCCACUGUCAUUGUGGUACGUCGGAAUGCGAUUAUUAACUUAGUGCAAGCAUUGCUGAAAGCACCAUACAAACCUCGAGACGAAAAUGAAAUAGCAAUACAAACAAAAUUUGAUAGAUUUAUCAGAUCAUGCUCGAUAAAAUAUUCACUUUUAGCAACAAGUUCCCUUACAGGCGGUACAAUAGGAUCAGUACUAAACGUGAUGCAAGGUCAUCUGCCUUAUCGAAUAUGGCUGCCUUGUAAUUAUAAUGUAUCUACGAUAUUUUGGACUAUAUCUAUUCAUCAAAUGGUAACUACAAUUUUUGCCACCAUGAUAAACGUUGGCACGGAAACUCUAAUCUUUGGAUUGAUUUUACAAACAUGUGCCCAGUUUGAAAUACUGGAAAGUCGUCUUCACAAAUUAAUAAUUAAUAAAACAGUUAAAUAUUUAGGACAUGCAAGCUGUUUGUUAAAUGAAAACAAAGCAGGUCUGUCGGAGUGCAUAUGUCAUCAUCUCAGCAUUUACAAAUACGCCAAAACGGUAAACGUCAUAUUCAACCAAGUGCUCUUCGUUCAGUUCUUUAGUAGUAUAUUGGUUUUAUGUACAAGUGUAUAUUACUUGUCAAUACAUAUUGAAGACCUUUCUGCAAUUGCAUCUUUUUUAGUGUAUACCAUUUGUAUGUUUGUACAAAUCUACUUUUACUGCUGGUCUGGAAACGAAGUCAUAUUUAAAAGUACGAGCAUAGCAAACGCUAUAUAUAAUAUGAAUUGGCCAUUAUUAUCAAUCAAUGAAAAAAGAGGAUUGUUGAUGAUCAUGAUACGCAGCACAAUUCCUGUAAAAUUCACAAGCAGCUUCUUGAUAACUUUAUCUCUUCAGUCUUACAGCAACAUCUUGAAAAUGUCAUAUUCAGCAUUUAGCGUUUUACAAAAGUAA
This is a messenger RNA of Acromyrmex echinatior (Panamanian leafcutter ant), 999 nucleotides long. RefSeq names its product 4-vinylanisole receptor-like. Lineage: Eukaryota; Metazoa; Arthropoda; Insecta; Hymenoptera; Formicidae. Gene Ontology annotation, molecular function: odorant binding; olfactory receptor activity. Gene Ontology annotation, biological process: detection of chemical stimulus involved in sensory perception of smell; sensory perception of smell. The record is from RefSeq and is a predicted model, not a curated record. Gene Ontology annotation, cellular component: plasma membrane.